This is a messenger RNA of Microstroma glucosiphilum, 1460 nucleotides long. Its product is annotated as putative RPT4-26S proteasome regulatory subunit. Lineage: Eukaryota; Fungi; Basidiomycota; Exobasidiomycetes; Microstromatales; Microstromataceae. Gene Ontology annotation, cellular component: proteasome regulatory particle, base subcomplex; cytosolic proteasome complex. Gene Ontology annotation, molecular function: ATP binding; ATP hydrolysis activity; proteasome-activating activity. Gene Ontology annotation, biological process: positive regulation of RNA polymerase II transcription preinitiation complex assembly. Bases 20 to 1291 code for a protein of 423 amino acids. The transcript has 4 exons. The record is from RefSeq and is a predicted model, not a curated record.
CCUUUUCUGACCCGUUAUAAUGUCAGAUCAUCAACCUCCAGCUGAUACAAAUGCCGCCGCCGGGCCAUCGACGGGCGCGGCUGCCAACAACAGCGAAGAGCAGCAACCUCUCCUGGCUCCCGGUGACCCGGCAAAGGAGCAGGCACUCAAGGCCUUCAAGAAGGCUCUCAAGAGCCACGAAGACCUCAGUGGCGGACUCAAGAGACUGCGUUUCGGCUUGCGAGAUCUAGAAAAGGACUUUGAGAAGACAGAGAAUGACAUGAAGGCAUUGCAGUCGGUGGGACAGAUCAUUGGAGAGGUGUUGAAGCAGCUAGAUGAGGAGAGAUACAUUGUGAAAGCAUCAUCAGGCCCUCGCUACGUCGUCGGUCUCCGCUCAGCAGUUCCCAAGCACAAACUCAAGCAAGGCGUGCGAGUUUCACUAGACAUGACCACCCUGACUAUCAUGCGUAUCCUACCCCGCGAAGUAGACCCAAUGGUCUUCAACAUGUCCAUGGAAGAUCCCGGAGAUGCCUCCUUUGCUGGUAUCGGUGGACUGGGAGAACAGAUCAGGGAACUGAGAGAGGUCAUUGAGCUGCCUUUGAUGAACCCAGAGCUAUUUUUGAGGGUGGGCAUCAAGCCUCCCAAGGGUGUACUGCUCUAUGGACCGCCCGGAACUGGAAAGACGCUGCUUGCGAGAGCGGUCGCGGCUACGCUGGACACUAACUUCCUCAAGGUGGUGUCGUCGGCCAUUGUUGACAAGUACAUUGGAGAGAGUGCCAGGCUUGUGAGAGAGAUGUUCGGGUAUGCCAAGGAGCACGAGCCGACCGUCAUCUUCAUGGACGAAGUGGAUGCCAUCGGAGGAAGACGAUUCUCAGAAGGUACUUCUGCCGAUCGUGAGAUCCAGCGUACCCUCAUGGAGCUUCUGAAUCAGAUGGACGGCUUCGACUACCUCGGAAAGACCAAGAUCAUUAUGGCCACUAACCGUCCAGACACGCUGGACCCAGCCCUCAUGCGUCCGGGUCGUAUCGAUCGAAAGAUUGAGAUUCCUCUGCCCAACGAGCAAGGUCGUCUUGAAAUUCUCAAGGUUCACACGCGAUCCAUUGCCAAGAAGGAGGAGCUAGACUUUGAAGCCAUCGUCAAGCUUUCAGAUGGGUUCAAUGGAGCCGAUCUGAGGAACGUGGCUACCGAGGCGGGAAUGUUUGCCAUUAGGGAGGAUAGAGACUACUGUCUGCAAGAGGACUUUAUGAAGGCGGUGAGGAAGUUGCAGGAGGCAAAGAAGCACGAAACCAAGAUUGAUUACCAGGCAGUGUGAACGGGGUAAGAAGGGUCAUGCGAGCGGGACUGAACUAGAGAAAUAAAGGCGUUAUUAUCAGAUACAAGCGAACCAGCCCACAAUUGAGAUGCUCAAAGCAGCGUGGUUUGCAAAGACAGGCGCCGACACAGAAGUUUUCCAAGGUGACUGGUGCAUACUCAUCCGGAUG